UCCUCUGCGCUCAUUUUCACUCAAGCUGCGGAGAGAGACACGUAUAGAGAGAGAGGCGGUCAGAGGACGGCAGAGACUGGACACUCUUCCCCGCUGAUCUUGACUGGUCUGUCCCCCUAAAACCCCAGCCGUCAUGGCUUACUCGGCCCCUGGGUCCUACGUGGACAAGACCUACAUGGACCGUUCAUACGGGAAGUCGUACGGAGACAGCGCCUACACGGGUCAGUACGACGACAAAGCCGGCAAGUCGAUGACCGAGACGAUCUACGAGCAGCAGCUGGCGGUAGAGAGGAAGAGGCGUCGGGACGCGAUGUGCUGCGACGUGGUGGCGCUGGUCAUCGGCUUCAUCGGUCUGAUCGGCGUGGCGGCCGUCACGGGCCUGCCCAUGUGGAAGGUGACCGCCUUCAUCGAGGAGAACAUCAUCGUCAUGGAGACCCGCUGGGAGGGCCUGUGGAUGAACUGCUACCGGCAGGCCAACAUCCGCAUGCAGUGCAAGGUGUACGACUCGCUGCUGUUCCUCCCGCCCGACCUGCAGGCGGCCAGGGGCCUCAUGUGCGCCUCGGUGGCGCUGUCCACGUUCGCCUUCGUGGUGUCGGCCGUGGGCAUGCGCUGCACCAAGCUGGUGGACACGCGUCCGCGCACCAAGCACAUCGUGCUGGUGGCCGGCGGCUGCCUCUACCUCAUGGGCUGCGUCACCACCAUCAUCCCCGUCUCCUGGACGGGCCACGUCAUCAUCCAGGACUUCUACAACCCGCUGCUGAUCGACGCGCAGCGCCGCGAGCUCGGCGAGGCGCUCUACAUCGGCUGGGUGACCUCGGCGCUGCUCUUCUCCGCCGGCGUCAUCCUCCUGUGCCGCCACGCGCCCCGCGCCAACGAGGAGGAGGACCCCACCCAGGUGAUCUACCGGGCCGGCUCAGCGUACGGCAACAACUACCAGCCGUACUCCUACCAACCGUACUCCUACCAGCCGCCCGGAUACUACCAGCCGAACUACGGUGCCCCCCAGCCUAACUACGCCGCUCCUCCGCCCGGAUCUAUGGUGUACACACCUGUGCAGUACACCUGAGAGGGGAGCGUGACGGACUGUGACUGUGUGGAGAGUGACUGUAACAGGGUGUCUGAUGAGAGUGACAAGUGGCUCCUUAUGCCUGAAUGCAGUAAGGCUAUAGGCUGCAGUAAAAGGAGCAUAGAAAUGGCAUUAAAACAAGUACUGGACUUGGUUAAGACCCAGUUCUCCCCAGUGUUGCUUUGCAUGUGUAGUAAUUUAACAUAUCUCAGUGAGACAGUAAGCAUUGCAUUUUUUUUAAUCAUCGUCCAUGUCUCUGAGCUUUGUUGUUUCCUGUUGUGAUUUUACAGUACGUCAGUUAGGCCUUCUUAGUAAGUCUGUUGCUGAGAUUGUCUGCUGAAGGGUCAUAUAGUCACUUAGGCUUCCUUUAAGUCAAUUAACUGUGUGAGUGUGUGAGUUAUGACAUGAUGGUGUUUGGAGUAAUUAAGUUGUUAAAUAGCUGCUGUUAAAUGUUUCUUAAGUAAACAUUUGUUUACUCUGACUACCCCUCCUUCACCGUGAGGACCUGAUGCACUGUAUGAUAAUUGUGACCUACUUUGUGUGUUCUGUAAAUAGUUUGGAUUGUACGUUUUGCAUUUAUUUGAGAACUGUACUGUAUAUAAUACACUGGUCCAAGUGGAUGUCGAAUCAACAUAAAGUGACCAGACUUGAAAACAAA
Molecule: messenger RNA, 1724 nt
Organism: Sardina pilchardus (European sardine)
Lineage: Eukaryota; Metazoa; Chordata; Actinopteri; Clupeiformes; Clupeidae
Gene: cldn8.2
Product: claudin 8.2
Exons: 1
Coding region: 134-1066 (310 amino acids)
Biological process (GO): bicellular tight junction assembly; cell adhesion
Cellular component (GO): bicellular tight junction; plasma membrane
Molecular function (GO): structural molecule activity
Source: RefSeq, a predicted model, not a curated record